This is a messenger RNA of Knipowitschia caucasica, 4461 nucleotides long. The record is from the annotation of a GenBank genome assembly. Lineage: Eukaryota; Metazoa; Chordata; Actinopteri; Gobiiformes; Gobiidae.
AUGGCCGACAAAUUUUCUAGAUUCAACGAACAACGUGAUUUCCAGGGGGGAAAUCACUUUGACCAGUAUGAAGAGGGCCAGUUGGAGCUGGAACAGGCGUCCUUGGACAAGCCCAUUGAACCGGAUAACAUCGGACACCGGUUGCUUCAGAAACAUGGAUGGAAGCUGGGGCAAGGCCUGGGCAAAACAAUGCAGGGACGCACCGACCCUGUGCCCAUUAUCAUCAAACAUGACGUUAUGGGGAUGGGACGGAUGGAGAUGGAGCUCGACUAUGCAGAAGAUGCCACAGAAAAACGAAGAGUUCUGGAAAUCGAGAAGGAAGACACAGAAGAGCUGCGGCAGAAAUACAAGGACCAGGUGGAAAAGGAAAAGGCCAUCGCAAAGGCUUUGGAAGACCUGAGAGCAAAUUUCUACUGUGAGCUAUGUGACAAGCAGUACACCAAACACCAGGAGUUUGACAACCACAUCAACUCCUACGACCACGCUCAUAAACAGAGACUAAAAGAGCUAAAACAAAGAGAGUUUGCACGGAAUGUGUCAUCACGCUCUCGUAAAGGAGGAAAGAAGCAAGAAAAGAUGCUGCGUAGAUUGCAAGUGUUGGCUCAACAAAGAAAUAAGCAGGAGAGUACUCCUGGAAGUGGACCCAAAUUUAAACCCACUACAGUAGCCGUGGAUGGCGAAAAUGCAGAGGACAGUGACAUGGCGUCGGAAAACGUGCCUGAAGUUGCGGUCGAAGCCCCCGUGAUCAUGGAUAAGAGCGAGGAGGCGUCCCCAAAGCAAAGCUCUACCAUCAGCUUCUCCCUGGGGAAAAGCAGCUCCUCCUCUCCGACGCAGAGCAGCAGUGGUUCCAAAGUCAGCGUGUCCUUUUCAUUCGCAAAGAAGGCGCCCGUUAAGCUCGAGACAGCUGCCGCUGUGUUCAACGAUCACGGCGAGGAGAUAGUGGAAGAGGGCGAAAGUCAAAAUGGAGAGAAGGCGGCCGGACAAGAGGAGGGUGGAACGGACAGCCCCAAACAGGUGUCCGAGGCUGUUGAAACGGUAGAAGCGGUGACUGUGAAUACACCGGUAACAGAAGAGGAGCAACAGCAGCCAGAAGACGACGGAGCGUCUCUGGCGUCCACGCUGAACAAACUCAAAAUGAUGAUGAAAAAGGAGGAGGGGUAUUGCGGCCAGGAGCCUCAGUACUAUCACUAUAUCCCACCCGCUCACUGCCGGGUCAAGCCACAUUUUCAGUUCUUGUUGUUCAUGAAAGCAACGGAGCAGAAGCCCGGCAAAGAGGAGGAAGACAACAAGGCAAAAGCAGAGGCGGUGACGACAGAGGUCACCCCGGAACAGACGGAGGUGAACACAAGCGAAUCUAAAGCAGUUGGGAGGAAGGCGAACGUUCCUGAAACAAGAAGUAGGCGAAGUAAAGCCGGCGAAAAUAAAAGCAAUGACAUUAAGAACAGUGAAAGUAAGAAGAGCGAAAGCCAGGCCGGUGACCCGAGUGAGAAAAAGACAAGCGACAAAAAAAAUGAGAAAAAGACAAGCGACAAAAAGACUAGCGACAAAAAAACUGGUGACAAAAAGGGUAGUGACAAAAAAGCUAGCGAGAAUAAAUCAAGUGAGAAUAAGAUGAAGACUAGCCACAAUAAGAAGAAUGAAAGUAAAGCCAGUGUACAAACCGACAAAAUGACUGGCGAGAGUAAGGAUAGCGACGGAAAGAUGAGCAACGGAAAGACGAGCAACGGAAAGGCUAGCGACAAUAAAACAAAUAACGGAAAAGCUAGCGAUGGAAAAGCCAGUGACAGUGGUAAAGAUGGUAAGGCUAGUGAUGAUAAAGAUGGUAACCCUAGCAACGGUAAAGCUAGCGACGGUAAAGCUACUGCCGAUAAAACUAGCAACAAAAAAUUGAGCGACAAUAAGACUAGUGACGCAAAUGCCAGCAACUCUAAGCCUAGCGAAGGUAAACUUGGCGAAGGUAAGCCUGGCAAAGGUAAGCCUGGCGAAGGUAAGCCUGGCGACGGUAAGCCUGGCGACGGUAAGCCUGGCGACGGUAAGCCUGGCGACGGUAAGCCUGGCGACGGUAAGCCUGGCGAAGGUAAGCCUGGCGAAGGUAAGCCUGGCGAAGGUAAGCCUGGCGACGGUAAGCCUGGCGACGGUAAGCCUGGCGACGGUAAGCCUGGCGACGGUAAGCCUGGCGACGGUAAGCCUGGCGACGGUAAGCCUGGCGACGCUCUACCGACUCCACUGAGCGCAGCCACUGGCAGCGCUGGUGCUCAACUGGGGAAGAGGAAACGCACUGUAAAAGAAGUGCCUUCAAAAACCGGACCAGAGGAAGGAACAUCUGCAAAGAGUAGUGAUAAACCCAAUCCAGCAGAGGAGCCUAGCGCCACCAAGCGGCAGAAGACCGAAGCAAGUGUUGCACAAAGUCCCUCCAGCUCUUCGACUGUUCAGAAAGGUCCCACCUCUGGUCGACCCCCGAGCAGCGACAGUGAGGAAGACUCAAACCAGCGCUCACGCCGCCACAAGUCCAGCCCCAGAGACCGAAGGCACCACAGCGAAGAGUCCAACCACUCCCACAGCCGCUCCCCCAGGCGCAGUGAGAGACGGGGCAGCAGUCGCAGGCGGCAUCGCGCCUCUCGCAGCCGCUCGUACUCUAGCAGCUCCGAGCGCUCCUCUCGAGGCAGCAGCCGCUACAGCCACCGCAGCCGCAGCUACUCAGAGAGUUACAGUGACUACAGCACAGACGGCCACCGGCGACGCCAUUCCAAACGCUCCUCGGACUCUGAGUAUGAACGGCACGGCAGCAGAGGCCGCAGGCGGUCCAGGAGGCGUCAGUACUCCUCCUCUUCCUCUGAGGACUCGCGCUCUCGCUCACGCAGCUACAGCCGCCACAAGCGCCAUCGACGGCACCGCAGCAGCUCCCACAGCUCCAGCAGCUGGAGCCGCAGCACCAGCGGCAGGUCCUACAGGCGCAGCUACAGCCGCAGCUCUGCAAGCCGCUCCUCAUCCUCUACAAAAGGGUCUCCUCGCAGAGUGGUCAGGAGCAGAGCGGACAGUGACACAAACCGCAGAGACUUUAACCGCUCUCGAAUCUACCGAUCACAGUCUCCUCGAGCGUCUUCCUCACGAGGCCUUAACCGCAGUGCACAUUCAAGUUCUCAGGCUCUGAGAAUAGGCGGUUCACGAGAUGCAGGAGAACAGAAAAACAUGCUUACAGCUCGACAACUUUUGGCAAAAGUACAGUCCAAGAAGAGCUCUGAUGAUUCUGCCUCAGGAACUAAACCUGGAGGUAAGAUAAAGGACCCACCGCAGGGUUACUUUGGCCCCAAGCUUCCUCCCACUCUGGGAAACAAAGCCAUGUUACCACUUUUUGGAAAACUACAAGCAGGAAAGAGGCCACUGAUUCCUCUCACCAGACCUGACGAGAGCGACAAAGGGAAGGGUUCUGAGUGCGAGAGGGAGAUCAUCCUGGUGGAGCCCAUUCGUGAGUUCCCCCCUCCUCCUCCCCCGCCCGCUCCACCCGUGCUCAAGGUGGAGGAGGUUCCACAGAGCACUGUGGUACUCGACGAGGUUCAGGUACCUACCACUGAGCUGCUCCAGGAGACGAGGCCCCUGUUUGAACAAGAAGUGCCCAUGAUGUUGGGUCCUUAUCAAGGAGAGUCAGAUCAAGACCCUUCUCAAAACCCUAUGAUGGAGCCGCUCAUGUCUGACAUGCUACAGCAGGCUCCAAUGCACGCAUAUGGUUACCCUCCACUGGACGAGGACGGACUGGAGGCCGAGGAGGAUGGACUGGCUCCACUGGAGAGUCAGCCCAUCACUUUUACUCCAGAGGAAAUGGAGAAAUACAGCAAACUGCAGCAGGCCGCGCAGCAGCACAUUCAACAGCAGCUUCUAGCAAAGCAGGUGAAGUCGUUUCCUUCAGCGGCGGCUGCUGCUGCAGCUGCUGCCGCAGCCGCUAACCUGCAGCCUGCCCCUCCUCCCCCUACUCUUCAACAGAUCCACAUCCAGCAGCCCUCUGUGACUAUGGCCCCUGGGAACUCCAUCACCACAAUGCAGCACGCCAUCUUGCAGCACCACGCUGCUGCAGCUAUGGGCAUCCACCCUGGUCACCCACAUUAUCCACACCACGCCCAGCUUGCACAAGUGCACCACAUCCCUCAGCACCACCUCACCCCCAUCUCCCUGUCCCAUCUUGCCCCUUCUCUGGGACACUCUUUAGGACACUCUCUGGGACAUGCGGGCCUCAUUCCGGCCCACCACACAGCCUUCCUCUCUGGACAGCCCAUACACAUCAUCCCUGCCUCUGCUCUGCACCACACUCCUCUCGCGCUGCACCAUGUCCCUCAUGCUCUGUAUCCCACCCUCUUCUCCCAGCGGCCGUCUCAGGCCGCUGCUGCAGCUGCACUCCAGCUGCACCCGCUGCUUCACCCAAUCUUCUCAGGACAGGACCUCCAACAUCCCCCCAAUCAUGGCUCCUGA